Vicia villosa (hairy vetch) is the source of this 3880-nucleotide messenger RNA. RefSeq lists its product as uncharacterized. Gene Ontology annotation, cellular component: plasma membrane. The record is from RefSeq and is a predicted model, not a curated record. The transcript has 6 exons. Gene Ontology annotation, biological process: transmembrane transport. The coding region runs from base 108 to 3698 and encodes 1196 amino acids. Gene Ontology annotation, molecular function: transmembrane transporter activity. Lineage: Eukaryota; Viridiplantae; Streptophyta; Magnoliopsida; Fabales; Fabaceae.
UUGUAUCAUAUAUAGGCAUAGCUAGUUAUUCAAGGAUACACUAUUGGUUGAGUUGAGAAGUAUAUUAUAUAUAAGCAUUCGCAUACUCAAUACAAGAUUAAAGAGAAAUGGAGAUAGAGAAGGGAAUUAAGGGGGACAUGGAAAUGGAAAUGGUGGAGAAAGCAGAGAGCAAGAAGAUGAACCACCGUCGACGUGGAGGAAUCCGAACACUACCUUUCAUUUUUGCAAAUGAAGCGUGUGAUAGAUUUGCAAGUGCUGGAUUUCACAGUAACUUAAUAAGUUACCUAACCCAAGAACUGAACAUGCCAUUGGUAGCAGCUUCAAACACACUCACAAAUUUUGGUGGAACAUCUAGCUUCACUCCUCUCCUUGGUGCUCUACUAGCAGAUUCCUUCAUUGGACGCUUCUGGACCAUUACCAUUGGAUGCCUCAUUUACGAACUCGGUUUGAUUAGCAUCACUAUAUCAACUACACUACAUUAUUUUCGUCCUCCACCAUGUCCAACACAACUGAAUUGCCAAGAAGCAUCAUCCUUACAACUAUCACCACUUUAUAUCUCUCUCCUUCUCACAUCUCUUGGAUCAGGCGGCAUUAGGCCUUGUGUUGUUCCCUUUUCGGCUGAUCAAGUCGACAUGACGAAAGAUGGCGUUGCGUCUAGGAAGUGGAAUCUGUUCAACUGGUAUUUUAUCAUCAUGGGUUUUGCUUCUCUGAGUGCUUUAACAAUUGUGGUUUAUAUUCAAGAUAACAUGAGUUGGAGUGUGGGACUUGGCAUUCCCACCAUUGCGAUGCUGAUAUCGAUAAUUUUGUUUGUGUUGGGCUCGCCGUUUUAUAAGAAUGUGAAACCAGAAGGAAGUCCUUUAGUCCGUCUAGCGCAAGUGGUUGUCGCUGCUGUCAAGAAAAGGAACGAGACAUUGCCAAAUGAUCCUCAGCUUUUAUAUCAAAAUAGAGAACUUGAUGCUGCUAUUUCUUUAGAAGGAGAUCUUUUACACUCAAAUCAAUAUAAGUGGUUGGACAAGGCUGCAAUUGUCACAGAAGUUGAUGCAAAAGAUUCAAAUGCACCACCAAACCUUUGGAAUCUAGUGACUGUCCAUAGAGUUGAGGAACUAAAAUCCAUCGUUAGAAUGCUUCCCAUUUGGGCUUCAGGAAUUUUACUCAUAACUUCCUCAUCACAUUUAGGUAGUUUCGUAAUUCAACAAGCUCGUUCGAUGGAUCGCCACCUCACUCCCUCAUUCCAAAUUGCUCCAGCCAACAUGUCGAUUUUCAGUGUCUUAACAAUGAUGACAGGAAUCAUUCUAUACGAGCGCCUUUUCGUCCCGUUUGCUCGUAGAUUCACAAAGAACCCGGCCGGAAUAACGUGUUUACAAAGAAUGGGAGUAGGCUUUGUGAUCAACAUUAUAGCCACUAUAGUUUCAGCACUAGUGGAAAUAAAAAGAAAAAAUGUUGCUGCAGAAUACAACUUAUUGGAUAGUCCAAAAGCGAUUAUUCCAAUAAGUGUGUUUUGGUUGGUACCUCAGUAUUGUCUACAUGGAGUGGCUGAAGUUUUCAUGUCUGUUGGACAUUUGGAGUUUUUGUUUGAUCAAUCACCUGAAAGUAUGAGAAGUAGUGCUACUGCUUUGUACUGCAUAACUACUGCUAUUGGUAACUAUAUGGGCACAUUGUUGGUAUCAUUGGUUCAUAAGUAUACUGGUAAAGAGAGGAAUUGGCUUCCAGAUAGAAACCUUAAUAGAGGAAGAUUGGAUUACUAUUAUUUUCUUAUUACUGGGAUUCAAGUUAUAAAUCUCAUUUAUUACUUAAUAUGUGCUUGGUUUUACAAUUAUAAGCCCUUGGGUGAAGUUUGUGAAAGAGAAAAGGAAGAAUAUUUGGAGCAAGAGAGUACAAGUAUAUCAGUUGACAGUUUAAAAGAUGGUAAGGAUGAGGACAAAAGAGGUAGUAUGGAAAUGGUAGAAAAAGAAGUGGAGAUAACACAUAACAAGAAAAGAGGAGGGAUCAGAACGUUACCUUUCAUUUUUGGAAAUGAAGUGUGUGAUAGAUUUGCGGCUGCUGGUUUUCACAGUAAUUUGAUAAGUUACCUAACCCAAGAGUUGAACAUGCCAUUGGUAACAGCUUCAAACACACUCACAAAUUUUGGUGGAAUGUCUAGCUUCACUCCUCUCAUUGGUGCUCUAUUAGCAGACUCCUUUCUUGGAAGGUUUUGGACUAUUACAAUCGGAUGCCUCAUUUACGAACUCGGAUUGAUUAGUAUUACAAUAUCGACUAUUCUCCCAUAUUUUCGCCCGGAGCCUUGUCCAACGCAAAUGAACUGCCAAGAAGCCACAUCCUUACAACUAUCAACACUUUAUGUCUCUCUCCUUCUCACAUCCCUUGGAUCAGGUGGCAUUAGACCUUGUGUUGUUCCUUUUUCAGCAGACCAAUUCGACAUGACAAAAAGUGGUGUGGCAUCUAGGAAUUGGAGCCUGUUUAACUGGUACUUUUUCUUCAUGGAGUUAGCUUCUCUUAGUGCUUUGACAAUUGUAGUUUAUGUUCAAGACAAUAUGGGUUGGGGUUGGGGCCUUGGCAUUCCCACCAUUGCUAUGUUGAUAUCAAUAGUUUCAUUUGUGUUGGGGUCACCAUUGUAUAAGACUGUGAAACCGAAAGGAAGCCCUUUGGUUCGUCUGGCCCAAGUGAUUGUGGCCGCCGUAAAGAAGAGGAACGAGAAAUUACCUAAUGACCUUAAGCUUCUAUAUCAAAAUAAGGAACUUGAUGCUGGAAUUUCUUUAGAAGGAAGUCUUUUACACUCUGAUCAAUAUAAGUGGUUGGACAAGGCUGCAAUUGUUACAGAGAAAGAUGCAAAAGAUUCAAAUGUAUUAUCACCAAACCUUUGGAAUCUAGUGACUGUCCAUAGAGUUGAGGAGCUAAAAUCCAUCAUUAGAAUGCUUCCAAUUUGGGCUUCAGGAAUUUUGCUCAUAGCUUCUUCCUCACACAUACAUAGUUUUAUGAUUCAACAAGCGCGUUCAAUGGACCGUCAUCUCUCUCGCUCGUUCCAAAUCUCACCAGCCCAUAUGUCAAUUUUCAGUGUGCUAACCAUGAUGACAGGAGUUAUUCUAUACGACCGUCUUUUCGUCCCAUUUGCCCGUAGAUUCACAAAGAACCCAGUUGGAAUCACAUGUUUGCAAAGAAUGGGGGUAGGCUUUGUGAUCAACAUUAUAGCCACUAUAGUUUCAGCAUUAGUGGAAAUAAAAAGAAAAAAAGUUGCUGCAGAAUACAACUUAUUGGAUGAUCCAAAAGCGAUUAUUCCAAUAAGUGUGUUUUGGUUGGUGCCUCAGUAUUGUUUACAUGGAGUGGCUGGAGUUUUCAUAUUUGUUGGACAUUUGGAGUUUCUGUUUGAUCAAUCACCUGAGAGUAUGAGAAGUAGUGGAACUGCUUUGUACUGCAUAACUACAGCUAUUGGUAACUAUAUGGGCACAUUGUUGGUAUCAUUGGUUCAUAAGUAUACUGAUAAAGAGAGGAAUUGGCUUCCUGAUAGAAACCUUAAUAGAGGUAGAUUGGACUACUAUUAUUUUUUUGUUAGUGGGAUUCAAGUUAUAAAUCUCCUUUAUUACAUAAUAUGUACUUGGUUUUACACUUACAAGUCCUUAGAUGAAGUUUGUGAAAGGAACAAGGAAGAAGAUUUAGAACAAGAUGAUGCAAAUAUAUCAGUUGUGAAUUUAAAAGAUGGUUAAGAGAAAGAUAAGAAAGGGUUUGUAAAAGAUGAAUGAAACUAUGGUUUGGUUGAUACUAGUUGGUAUUGAUAGUGAAUGUUCCACCUUCUAUGCAAAUUUGUAUUUUAGAAUUGGAAUUAAGUUUCUUAUUUAUUUUUUCACAUACUUCUAUCAUUUGACAUCAAAAGGUAUAAAAAUGAAUU